GUCUCAAUAGACGAUCUUCGGCCAUGAUGUUUCACUCGGACUUUUCAGCUAACCACUGCAAUGUGAGAAACUCCAACGAGCAGUAGCCCAUCGCCACACCAAUGGGACAACGUGUUAGGAACACCGCAGGGGACGAAGUAGUUUCAGUGGUGAAUGCUGUUGGUUUAGGUCCUCCUGUGACUCAACUGAGGAAGAUAUGAGGACACCAGUUUCUCCUCCAGGACCUGAUAUCUUAGCGUGAGCCAAGUAUGCGGUCUCAGGCAGCCUGAGGGGUACAUUUUAUCCCCAGAGUUGUUGAGAAGAAGGAAGAGUAACUACGUCUUAGUCUGCAUCAACUAAUGUCCUCAGGACUCCUUGGCUCUGCCUCGGUCUUAUAUUAAACUCUGAGGGUCACUCUUAGUUAGAGUGUGGACCACUUCCUCAGGGGAAAAAAGCCUUAUGUGCCUGCCUUUCCUGAGCUUCAUGUGAGCAUCAGGUGCAUCGCUACCGAGAGCUAACAGCGUCCCGCUGACGUGCAGCUAGGUCCAAUCGUUGCUGUCCCUGCAUCCGUGGCGGCAGUUAUGUUCACUGUUGUACGGGAUUUAUCAAGAACUUGUAGUCAAUCUACAUUUCCAACUCCAUUCAGCUGGAGCUGACAUCUCAACAGUCAUUCCUACUGAAGAACCACCCAUUGAGAGGGGAGCCACAAGGAGGGUCGGGGUCUUUUAGGGAAGAGAACCCUCCUCCACCUCAGGCUUUAGUAUUAUCUCCACUGUUAAUUCCAGUGUCCAUCCAGAACCUCUGCCCCUGAACUCAGUCCUCUAUACAGAACUCCAUCUUCACUGGGCGGUGCCAUGCCCACCAACCAAUCCUCCCCCUGGGGUGGGGGGAAUCUUCGGACUUGCUCCAACGCUGAUAGGCCCACCACUGCAAGUACACACGCCAAAACAGUUGCGGCCACUAAAGUGCCUUUUAGUCAGACUUCCCUCGAGCUAUCCAGGAGAAAGGACCAAGCCAGACCUCGCUCCUGUAGUUCAGCAGUGGCCCCGUCUGUGCUUUCUGUACGGGAGAAUGGGGAUGGAAAUAAAACCAACACCCAGAGCCAGUUCACCGCCGUGCCAGACGGGUCUCCAAAAACGCCACAACAACUUAACGGGAUUCAAAACCCACACCGGGUACUGGCAACAGGACUGAAGCAGACCGGUACCAUGCAGAAAUGUAUGUCGCUUCAAGCCUCUCAACCUGGAAACGGUUUGGCAAUGAGCCGACGUCAGGGCGCCGCAGGUGAUGUGCCGCUGGGGUUGGAGUCUCUCUUGUCAGUUUGUCAUCAGGACCUGUUGAUCAGAGGACAAUGUGGCUUCCUGUCCUGCAGGAGCCUUGGUGGGCUCUGUGACCACUCAGAUCUCCACAAUCCACCUCACCAGGCAGGGACAGCAAGCCUCCAUGUCCCCUUCAUCUCCAUUCCCUUCCUCUCCCUGGCCGACAGAGGGGUGUCCUGCUGGAGAGACUCAGCUGUCUGGACAGGAGUGUGUUAUGCAGGUGGAUGGAGUUGAGGAGGAGCUGCCUGAUGAGCUGGAAAAUGCCUGUAGUGAUGAUGAUGACUCCGACUGUUCAUCCUCGUCCACAGCAACGGCAUCCAUCACUCUCCUUUCUGGCAUUGAGGAGCCGAUGUCAUUGGGGGCGGAAGAUGACCGAGAGGAGAAACCAGCUUUGGUUCCCAGUUUGUUUCCCCUCAUCCCUCCGACUCUCUACUUCAGCACCGCCAAUGAGAAAGUGGAGCUGCUGCCCGCAGAACAAAGACGACUGUUAAAGUGGAAGAUGAGCGCCGUCACGCCAAAUGUGGUCAAACACACCAUUGCCAGGUCACACUUCAAAGUUACCAAGAAAAGCCAUGACUGGUUGGGCUGCUGGGGACACCACAUGAAGUCUCCUGCCUUCAAGUCCCUCGGAGAGCACCAGAAGUUGAACCACUUCCCGGGAACGUUUCAGAUUGGCAGAAAGGACCGGCUCUGGAGGAAUCUGUCUAAGAUGCAGGUUCGCUUUGGCAAACAAGAGUUCAGCUUUUUCCCCCGCACCUUCGUCCUCCCUCAGGACAUUAAGCUGCUGCGCAAGGCCUGGGAGGACAGUGGCUCCAGGCAGAAAUGGAUCAUCAAACCUCCUGCAUCAGCCAGAGGAAUAGGUAUCCAGGUCAUCCACAGAUGGAGCCAGUUGCCCCGCAAGAGACCGCUGCUGGUCCAGAAGUACCUUCACAAGCCCUACCUCAUCGGCGGUAACAAGUUUGACCUGAGGAUCUACGUCUAUGUGACAUCCUACGACCCGCUCAGAAUUUACAUCUUCUCUGAUGGACUGGUUCGAUUCGCCAGCUGCAAAUAUUCGUCUUCCAUGAAGACUCUGGGUAACAAGUUCAUGCACCUGACCAACUACAGCGUCAACAAGAAAAACUCAGAAUACCAGGAUAACAGCGAUGACAAGGCCUGCCAGGGACACAAAUGGGCUUUGAAGGCCUUGUGGCAGUAUCUUGGUUCCAGGGGAGUCAACACCACUCUGAUCUGGGAGAAGAUUAAAGACAUAGUGAUCAAAACCGUCAUUGCCUCCGAACCGUACGUUAACAGUCUGCUGAAGAUGAACGUUCGGACACCUUACAGCUGCCACGAGCUGUUCGGCUUUGACAUCAUGCUGGACGAGAACCUCAAACCCUGGAUCCUGGAGGUCAACAUAUCGCCAAGCCUCCAUUCCAACACGGCGCUGGAUGUCUCCAUUAAAGGUCAGAUGAUCAGAGACCUCCUGAACCUGGCUGGCUUCCGUAUACCCCAAAGAGAAGAUGUGAUCGCCCCCUGCAGUAGCUCCUCCAGCUCCACCAGCAGUCUGUGUGGGGGCACCAGGGAGAAGACCAAGCCAGAUCUGUCUGCUGAUGAGAAGGUGAAACGAGCCUUUUACCUCACACAGCGCUACGCCGACCAGGACUUCCUGUCCACCGUGCUGGACGUGUUGACUCCAGAGGACGUCCGUGUGCUGGCAGAGAGUGAAGAUGAGCAGAACCGCUGCGGAAAUUUCGAGCGAGUCUUCCCAUCGCCGUCGUCGUCUCGCUACCUCCGCUUCUUCGAGUGUCCGAGGUACCUGAACAUCCUGCUGGACCAGUGGGAGCAGAAGCACUGGAACAACAGGACAAAAGGUAUCAGUCAGCUGACGACUCUGUGUCAGAAAGGAGUCCAUUUGGGAACCAGCGACCCCGCUCACAUGUGGUCCAAGUGUAGCUACAUCUCUAGGUUUGAACCCCACAGACAAGACCUCGUCAGCCCAUCCAGAGCCAGGGUGGUGGUCAGCCAUCGGCGCUGCUCCCAUGCCGACGACAACGACGACGGCUCAGACAGGGAGGUCGCUUCAGUCUCCAGCCUGCCCGUUUCACCAAGUCCUGGAUCCAGUGUCGCCAGCAGUGCCUGUGCAAGCCCUCAGCCCGGCCUCUCCCAGAGUCUGCUGCCCCAACAGUUUGCCUCACUCUGAGACUCAGUUCACUAACAUGAUGUUUAGGACCCAGAACAGACACACAUCUCAGGGUGUUAGCCCAACCUCUCACACCCUUCUACUGAUCUUUCAUGUCUAAAUGAAUGAGUACUGUACUUAGGACAAUAAGCUUGAAGCCCAGUCUUAACAAACACUGUAGAAGGGAGGUUUUGGUCUUUAGCAGAACAGUAACUAGUAUGUACUAACGGGGUUUUUGCAGGAAAUGGAGGAAUUACUUAAAGAUUGGCUAUUUCCGAGUCAGUAUCCUUUCAAGUCUCCUCCAUUACUGCAACACCAGUGAGAAUAUAACACUUAAAGGACCAUACCAGUGUUUUUUUCAUGUUUUGAUAUAUGCCAACUUUAGUUAAAAUGCACUUAGCUUCUGAGCAGCCAGUGCUUUCCAGUCAUUUCUUUGCAGUAAGAAAACUGAGCUGCAGAGACUUGAAACAUGCUCAUACAUAAUCCAUCACAGAGCUUCACUGUCUGCAUCAUUUGUCAAAUUUACAUGAUUAUAUGGCAAUGCAGUGCAGACUCUUUCAAAUCAGUCAGUUGCUUAAGCAUGAAAAAGCUUUGACAACCGUAAAGCAGACAUUCAUUUCGAGACCACUGCUUUGGCACAGUGGGGUACCGUACACCGUAAGGCAGCGCGGCAGGCAAUCCAGUAGCUACACGCCUGGAAGAUACUUAAUAACGAGAACUGUGUUUUUCCAAUGUUUGCCACGCAAUCGUCUUGACAGAGAAUGAAAUGAUUGUAGUUUUAGAAUCUGCUGGGCAGCGUUUGGCUAAAGUUAAGUCUUUAAUUCGGAAAUUCUCAAACUGGAUGGUACCUGUAGUCACUGACGCUGCGCCAUUUUCGGUGAACACCCGCUAGGAACAAGACCCUCAGAUCCCAUCUCCCACACGUCUGUCCUCGCUGGCUGUUGGUACUAAACUAAACUGUGAAUAAGGCCUGCUGGGCUUCCUCACAGCCUACACCGCAAAGCAGCGUUAGCACAGGCUGCUGGGCUGUGUGUUUUUAUGAACUCACAUUAGCAAGAAUAAAGCUGCAAAGCCAACAUUACCUUACACAAUGGGAACUGAUAACAUUUUAUUGAUACCAAUAACAUUAUCUAUUCUGCUUAUUAGUGAUUCUUUAUCCUUUUCUGUGUGUGGAAGAAAAUACGCUUAAACAGGUUUUCAGCGUAAACAAAACAGUUUUAAUGACUGUAGAAACCUGAAGUGAAAGAAGCCUGAGAACUAGCUGUGGAAACAAUCUGUCAUCAUCUAAAAAUGAAUGAAAUGAGAAAAAAAUCAGCUGAGCCUGCCUGCAUGGCGCUAAUGUUAUUGUACCAUCUGAUAUUGACCCUCAGUGACAGACGUGUUGUUUCUGGAGAAGUGGUAGCACUCGUGCGUAGUGUCAAAUACAUGGCAUUCCUGGAAGUUGAGCCCAUUUUUGCGUAGAAAUAUGUUUCAACAUAUUGCUGCUGUUUCCACCCUUACUUGAAAUAAUCAUUUUACAGACAUUACAACGAGCACUGUCAUCUUUCAUUGUGAAACGAAGCCACGCUUCGGACCGUUUCUUCCUCUCCGCCGAGUUUCCAGCAGUGUGGACGCAAGUGUUGGACUUCAUCGUUAAGCAAUGCACAAAUGUCAGAAAACAUGGCGGCAUCUGCUCGAUCUGAGGCAUAUAAAUCCAACGGAUUGGACAAUGCUGAGCCGUUGCUUGAUUCCCGUCCCUGUGAUAAAUAAUGACACAGUACUGUGAUUACUCUCAUGUCUUGAAUCUAAGACUGUUACGGCGUUAAGGGGUUGGGCAACUGAAUGCACAAGUGUUAUGCAAUGGACUCAAAGGCGAAAAACGUAGCCAAAUAAAGGGUGGGAUAGACCAUCACUGGUUGAUGGUGUUACUGGUGGUUUUCACCCAAACUUUGAUUCAGGAUGUUGACUUACAGUAUGUUAGAGAUACUUGAACAUGAAAACUAAUCAGUUUGACUUGCAUGUUAGUAGACAAAAAAAAUGACCAACAAAAUAAAAAAAGGGCUUUGGUUUUUCUGUGUGACUAUUAACAAAUGAUAAUAUAUAGAGAAUUUCUUCAAAGUUGCCAAAUGCAAGUUGAGCACCAGAAUUUAACCCUGCAGUGUACGUUUAUUAACACAAACGUCUUUCCGUUCCUGUUCAAAUACUCCUAGAAAGUAUGACUUAAUCUCAGAGGUUAUAAACUGAGAGCGGGUCUGCUGUUCAGUGUUUGCUGUUUGAGAGGAAACCACUUCAAGAAUUCUUCUGUAUCCUCAGGAAAAAGAAACUUAUCUUAUUUCAAAAAUAUUCAUCUACUGUGAGGAGACUUUCAGUUUAAAAUGUUUGGGUAGGCUUUCUCUUAAAGCCCACAUCCAUUGUACCAAACUGACAGGCUGAGCUGGUGUAGAUGAGCUGAUUCAUAAGGAAUUCCUAUCUCAGUGGACGUUAUUCGAAAAAAAACAUUUCUUUAAUUUCUGCUGAGAUUUUACAAGAAAAAGUGUGGAAGCUAACUUGUUUACCAAUUAGGUUUAUUAUGCAAUUCACUAACAGAUGCCAAACUGCUGUGCAGUGUCUGUAUGUAGCAGACAUUAUGCUCAUGCAAGCUUUUAUUAACACUUUAUUGUUAUACAUGAAAUAGGAAGAGAAAUAAGAGUAUAAAUAGUAUAUAGUUCUAAUUUGGACAUAGGUCAGUGCAUUAAAUAAAACAGAAUGUUAUGUGGAAGCACAAAGUGGCGUCUGAAGGCUUUUCCCUGGUGUACAGAGUGACAGGAUGCUUCUCACAGCUCACACACGAAGGCCCAUUCACACAGAGAGGCAUCGCAGAGGAGAAAUUCCUUUAAAUGUCUUUCAAGUAGGACUGCAACUAGUGCUCAUUUCAUUCAUCAGUCAUCUGUUUCAUUACUUUAUGUAAUAACUGAUCGUUUAGUCCAUAAAAUUUGAUUAAAUGGAGGGAAAAAAGGCAGAGUCUCCCAGAGCCCAAUGCGGCUUCUUCAAAGUGGCUGCUUGUCCCAUUAACAGAAAUGCACCAUAUAUCAAAUCCUCAAAUAUAUGAAGCUGGUAGCAGUGAAUGUUUAGCAUUAUUGCCUCACAAAUGACAAUUAGCAAAAGGUACAAAAACUACCUCAGGUUUAGGAAAAUAUUGCAAAUUAUGUACCUGACAUAACUUAAGUACAUUACAUACGUACAUUACUUUAAAGUAUUUCAAAGUUUUUACUUUUAGUUUCACACAGGACACAAACAGCAGUCCCCUUCUGGGUCAUAUGCAGACUUUCUCGCUUUAUACUACGUCACCUGACUUUGACACAUACCUAUAGUGUCAUAUUUUAAAGCAGAGGUCCACUAACCAAGCGGCAGUAUUUGAAGACUUGGGAGUGAGACGGUGUUGGCCUUACAGGGCAUUAAUUUCACAUCCGCCUUAAGGAACACAAAGUCUGCAAAAACAGGCCAUCACAGGUGGUUUUGCGUUUUCGCGUAUUUAUGAUACGACAUCUUAAAUAUAUUCCAUAUAUUACAACUUGUCUUAUUCUACAGGUAUCUAAAAGUCGUUCAACACAACUCAGACGCAUUAAAUAUUGAGUUUAUAAAUGACUGUUCUAUUGGGGAAAAAUCAGUCUGGGGUCUUAAUGCUUUCAUAUGACAGAAGUUACAAUCUGCUCCAAUGCAUUCAGCAGGUUCCUCUUUACACUGCAGCCACACCACCGUCAUGUUUACUGGCUGCAUUUCAGAGUUGAUACAUGUUAUAAAGUUAAAUGAUAACACUAUGUUUGAGGUUGUUUUUAACUUAACAGAAAUAUUAUAAGCAAGUGGAGAUGACAAUAUUUUUUACUAACUCACAAUUGUAAAAUGUCCAUGUGAAAGGGCUGUAUGAAUUGCUCAGGAUGACAAUUUAAAAAUAAAAGUUAUUUGUGGUUCAA
Molecule: messenger RNA, 7388 nt
Organism: Morone saxatilis (striped sea-bass)
Lineage: Eukaryota; Metazoa; Chordata; Actinopteri; Moronidae
Gene: ttll4
Product: tubulin tyrosine ligase-like family, member 4
Biological process (GO): protein polyglutamylation; microtubule cytoskeleton organization
Cellular component (GO): cilium
Molecular function (GO): tubulin-glutamic acid ligase activity; tubulin binding
Source: RefSeq, a predicted model, not a curated record